GCCUACACUCAGGGGAAAUCACAACACUUGACUCAUCAUCGCCUGCCUCACACAGCCUCUCACUGACAGGCGUCUCAGGGAAUAGAAACACUUGUGGAGGACAUGACCAAAGAGACUGAGACUCUGGGAGUGGUCUUUCAGAGUGAAAUCUUCAACUAUAACCGUUACAACAACUACACCAUGGACAGUAUGGACUCUUGGCCUUACAUGAACAGUCCAGUGCUGGAGCAGAACCACUCCAAACCCAGACUCCAACCAGGAGAUGACAUUGCAGCAAUCACAAUGCUCUACGAACAGUGCAAGAGCCAGAAAGAGCAAAAAAUGACUGCCAACCGCCACAGUGUCUGCAAAUCCAGUGAAAGAACACCAGCCAACAAAACUGGGCUUGAUACAUCUUCCACCAUGUUGAAAAUGUUGCCAGACUCCAUUCCCUCCAGUUACCCUCAGGACAUACUGUGUUCCAAACCCGUGUCCACGCCUGUCCCCUCGGAUAACUACACCACGCUGACCAGUGUCAUGGCUGAGACGUAUGACAAACAUGAGCUCAACAACAUCUUUGACUCACUGCUGCAGAGGUGGCCGGAAAGUGGGGCCUUCCCUGACCCCAGCCCUGAGCCUCUUCCCUACUCUGAUCCAUUCCCAGAGGAGCAGUCCAGCCCGGUCUACUCUGGCUCCUACAUUGGCUCUCCACAGGAACAUUUCAGAAGCGACUUCCAGUUCUCGCUAGGGGCACCUGCAGCCACGCCAUACAAACCCAGUGAGCUCCCCAUGGUCUACCUGAAUAAGGGCCAGUUCUAUCCCAUCACGCUGCAUGGUGUCGACCGCUCUUCAGGAAUCACAGCCACCAAAGUCAAGACUGUGGUGAUGGCCGUCUUUGAAAACGACAAAACACCAGACAUGCAACUGAGAUUCUGGAAUCACUGGCAUGCGCGCCAGCCCACCAUCAGACAGAGGGUUAUUGAUAUAGCGGAUUACAAAGAGGUUUUCAACAGCAUUAGCAACGUUGAAGAGGUGGCCUUCAAUGCUCUCUCCUUCGUGUGGAACCCCAGUGAAGAAGCCAAGGUGUAUAUAGGCAUCAACUCCCUCAGUACGGACUUCUCUUCCCAAAAGGGUGUCAAAGGCCAGCCGCUGAAUCUGCAGAUUGACACGUAUGACUUCAGCUCAGGGACCAACCGCCUAAUCCACCGGGCGGCUUGUCAAGUCAAAAUCUUCUGUGAUAAGGCAGCAGAAAGAAAGAUGAGAGAUGAGGAACGGAAGAGGUCCAAGAGGAGGGGCAAGAGUGUUGAUACUAAUGCAAACAAGGCCCCAAUGAGCAGCUCUAGUGACUGCACGUUCUUCCAGAGCAUUGAUGAUCAUGCCACAGUUCCGGUUCUCUUCAUCCCAGAGACUCACCUCUCCAGCAUGCGUGUAUCUGCCACUCCUUUGGAUGAAAGCGAAAGGGGAACUCUUAAGAGGCUGUAUGCAGAGAAAGAAGAGAGCAGCUCUCCUCCAGGCAAGAUUUCCAGGCAGGAAGACCCACAAAGAGUUCUUCUCUAUGUAAGAACCAAUGCUGAAGAGAUUUUUGACGCACUCAUGCUGAGUACUCCAACCCUUGCUGGUCUUAAAGAAGCUCUUUCACAAAAGUACAACAUGCAAGCAGACACCAUUGGGAAAAUCUUCAAGAAGUGCAAACGGGGGAUUUUUGUCAACAUGGACGACACCAUCGUGGAACACUACACCAACCAAUCGGCCUUCCUCAUCGAAAUGUCCGAGGCGGCCGGGCAGAUUCAGAUGACUCUGGUGGAAGUAUGAAAAGCAUGCCUGAUUUCCCAUUGGUCGCCAUGAAGAACUGAACAAUCCCAGCUGCCAUGUGUAAUAGCACUGUCCCAUUAAAGACUCUUGAAGCUGUGAACACAUGUGAAACUGGUCAUGCCCCUCAGUCCAGCAUUUGUUUACAGUUUCAGUUUUAGAGAUUUUGUAAAUACUCUGCAAUUGCUCAAAAUAUUAAAGCAAUUUCAAAGAUCUAUGCCAUGUAUUUAUGUAAAUAGAUUUAAUAUCAUAGUGUUAUAUGAGAAUUCAUUAUCCAACUAUUUGUAUUGGAUAAUGUAUUUCAUUUUAUUAUUAUUAUUAUUAUUAUCUUUUUUUUUUUUUUUACAUUGUUAUAUUUUCAGGCUAUUCUUGCUGCUGUUUAAUGUAAUUAUCAUUUCUCCAAUUAAGAUCCAGUUGUGUCUUUCAACCAAACAGAGGAAGGAUCCAACGUCAACCUGAUCUUUUACUGGUUCCUGUUAUUUUCAUGACUAAAUACAAUUGUCACACAUUUCUCCCCAAAUCAUCCAAUCAGAGGACAUUUCUUUACCAUACGGUGUAACCACAACUAUAGGUCAUCUGCGAAUUUCCAUCAAAAUGUACCCAUGUGUGUUCAAUGUUAUUGUUCUAUGCAUCAUUUCAAAGCAUAUCCCUGUUAUUUCACCAUGCAUUGUUUGUUGUGUAAGUCAUAUCUUGCCUCUUUUAU
Periophthalmus magnuspinnatus is the source of this 2491-nucleotide messenger RNA. RefSeq names its product grainyhead-like transcription factor 3 (gene grhl3). Gene Ontology annotation, biological process: regulation of transcription by RNA polymerase II. The record is from RefSeq and is a predicted model, not a curated record. Gene Ontology annotation, molecular function: RNA polymerase II cis-regulatory region sequence-specific DNA binding; DNA-binding transcription activator activity, RNA polymerase II-specific. The transcript is spliced from 15 exons. Lineage: Eukaryota; Metazoa; Chordata; Actinopteri; Gobiiformes; Gobiidae. Gene Ontology annotation, cellular component: nucleus. The coding region runs from base 103 to 1791 and encodes 562 amino acids.